AUGGCAACUACUACCAAUUUAACACUAGAUAACGAUAACAGUGCACCACCAACAGUGUGGGUAUCAGAUGAAUGCGAUUUUCCGGGAAUAGUUAAUAAUAAACUCCAAGGAUGUAGUGUACAUCCAAAAGCACGAUAUGUCUAUAUAGUCGCUCUAAUUUAUGCCUCUAUCAUAUUGUUAACUUCGCUGGCAUUAUCAUACUAUCGAAUUGUUUUCCAAUGUCGGUUGUUGCGGUUUCCUCUUUCACGGAGACGAGGGAUUUUACGAUUUCGACCAUUAGAGGCUUUUCAAAUUUGUGCAGUUUCUUUUGCUUUAAUCACGAUAAUUGAUGCCAUCUGUUUGCUAGCAAAUUUAUAUCCAAAUACAAGCUGGGCGUUAGUCGGAGGACAUCUUCCCUUCAUUGUUGGAUUUUCUUUGGCAACACUGUAUCCAAUUGUAUACUCCUCCUCAAGCGCCGAUGAAUCUCUCUCUAAAGAAUCAAUAAUAUACAACAAAUACCUCAUCGACACAAUCGGGUUCAUCUUUCUUAUCGGGCCAGUGAUUACCAUUCUUCCCAUACGAUGGAUUAAAGGCGAAUACUUGAUGGAACGAAAUCUGACAGCAGCAAAAAUCAUGGCAAAAUGGAACACGGCAAUAUGGAGCACUUGGACGAUACUGUUUCUGACAGUGCUUUGGUCGUUUUGGUUGAAAUUACACACCAUAUUAAAAGUUUAUCUUGUUCGGCUGAGAGAACGCGUGUUAUAUGGAGAUGAGUAUCGACUACAAAAGAUUUCGGACGUUUCUAAACACGCAAUCGUUCUCUCGCUUACGUUACUCGUCAUCAUCGAAGCGGGGUUAACUGUCUUUCGAAAUCUAUAUCGAAAAGAGGAUAAAGUCAGAAUGUUCUUUAUGGUAUUUGAUGUUUUUGAAGGGCUAAUCGGAAUACAAUUCGGACAGAUUAUUAUGUUUCGCAGUGUAUUCCGAAGUGUUCCACCGUAUUUCACGGAACUCAAAAUAUAA
This is a messenger RNA of Ambispora gerdemannii, 999 nucleotides long. Lineage: Eukaryota; Fungi; Glomeromycota; Glomeromycetes; Archaeosporales; Ambisporaceae. The record is from the annotation of a GenBank genome assembly.